AUGGGACUUGAUUACAGCUAUACUCAGCCUUCUGAUUCAGAGGAGUACGGUGGCAACACAGCUGACAGUGGGUACAGCGAAACAGAAGAUCUAAUUCGUCAGGACCAAGCUGAGAUUGACACCCAGCGAGCGCCGGUUCAGUACCCUCCUCAACCCGAAGUUGAGUUCGGCUUCCCUCAAACAUGCUAUUGCGGUGCUCGUCCACUUCUAGCAACAUCUCAAAGUAGAAACGAUCCAGGUAGAUUGUACUAUACGUGUGCAAAUGUUGCUGAUGGAGAUUGCCAUGUCUGGAAAUGGUGGGAUGUGGCUGUAAUGGAGGAGAUGAGAGCCAGGGAUACUCACACACUUCAGUUGGCUGAGAAGGUUGAUUAUCUUGCCGGUAUGAGCGACUACCGGACAGAGCUUAACAAGAUUAAGGAUCUCCAAUACGAGACUGAGCCGAAAAUGGUAAGGGUAGAAAAGCUAGUGUCUGAGUUAGGUAAUAAGAAAUCAACGUCUACCAAUGGCUUUGGCUUUGAAUAUUUUGUAGGUGUAAUCGUUAUUGUGUUAGUUUUAAUAGAAUUUUUUGAAAUCCCUGAUAUUAUUCCCGAACCAAAAGAGCGAAAAAAACGCAUUUUUAUCGAGAGAAACCGAGAAGAUGGCCACAUGAAGCUUUGGAAUGAUUAUUUUUCUGAAACUCCUACAUAUCCACCCAAUAUAUUCCGCCGACGGUUCCGAAUGAACAAACCAUUGUUCUUGCGUAUUGUGCAUCGUCUCUCUACACAUGUAGACUAUUUUCAGCCAUCAGAAGAUGCAGUCGGACGGGCUAGUCUAUCUCCGCUCCAAAAAUGUACCGCAGCAAUUCGUCAAUUAGCGUAUGGUGGUGGGGCUGAUACAGUUGACGAGUAUGUGCGACUUGGUGAAACAACAGCUCGAAAAUGUUUGUACCAAUUUACCGCCGGAAUAAUCCACUUGUUUGGCGAUGAAUACCUAAGACGUCCCACCCCGGAGGAUCUGCAAAGACUACUCCACAUUGGAGAACAACGUGGAUUUCCAGGGAUGGUUGGAAGCAUCGACUGUAUGCAUUGGGAGUGGAAGAAUUGCCCCACCGCUUGGAAAGGAAUGUAUUCACGAGGAACCGGAAAACCAACAAUUGUGUUGGAGGCGGUAGCUUCAUCGGACCUCUGGAUCUGGCACGCGUUUUUUGGAGCUCCAGGUACUAUGAACGAUCUUAAUAUUCUUGAUCGAUCACCUGUUUUUGAUGAAAUUAUUAACGGAAACGCUCCACAAGUCAAUUUCUAUGUCAACGGAAGUGAGUACCAUUUGGGUUACUAUCUCGCCGAUGGCAUUUAUCCGAAAUGGGCUACUUUUAUUCAAUCUAUCCGACUACCACAAGGUCCAAAAAAUUGUUUAUUUGCUAAAAAACAAGAAGCUGUCCGAAAAGAUGUUGAGCGCGCCUUCGGAGUCCUGCAAGCUAGAUUCGCCGUUGUUAGAAAUCCAUCUAAUUUAUGGGAUAAAAACAAAAUAGGAAAUAUUAUUAAGACAUGUAUAAUACUCCAUAAUAUGAUUGUCGAAGAUGAACGAGAUUCAUACACUCAACACGCUUCAGAAUUUCAACAAGGAGAAGAUGUGGAUCAUACAUUUGUAGUCAAGAGGACUAAAAGUCUUGAGGCGUCAAUGAAGAAUCAAUCCUCCAGUAUUUACCUACAGAUUUACACCGAGAGAUCCAACGCCAUCUCUGUCUCGCUCUUGUCCGAUGGGUACAUACAUCAACUAUCUCCUCACAAGAUUUGA
Molecule: messenger RNA, 1773 nt
Organism: Brassica oleracea var. oleracea
Lineage: Eukaryota; Viridiplantae; Streptophyta; Magnoliopsida; Brassicales; Brassicaceae
Exons: 3
Coding region: 1-1773 (590 amino acids)
Molecular function (GO): zinc ion binding
Source: RefSeq, a predicted model, not a curated record